UUAGAUAUAUAUUAUUGCCAUUUUCAGACAAAUUUAUUUAUAAUUAAAAAUAAAUAAAUAAGACUGUCUUGCUGUUGUCUCCAAAUGCCAGAUAUGGACCCACAUGGAGCAGGACCCGCUAUACAGACUUUGUUGAUGAGGCAGGAUGAGCAUCGUUCAAGUUUGCUUUGGGAUGUGCAUUUGGAAGGCAAGGAAGUGCCAGGUGUAUUGACUUGUCGUCACCGAGAUAAAGGUCUGCUUGAAGGUAGGGUAGAUGGGUUAGAUCCACGAAUUGUCGCUUAUAUCACUGAUGCGGGGUUAGAUGGGCUACUUCGGGUCCCAAAUAUGGACAUUGACCAUGCAUUGAUCACAGCGUUGGUGGAGAGAUGGCGGCCGGAGACGCACUCAUUUCACUUGCCCCACGGUGAGAUGACCAUCACACUACAAGAUAUGGAGGUUAUAAUGGGGGUACCUAUAGAUGGCUUGCCGUUGGUGGAAUGUAUACCCUCGACGGGCAGUUGGCGUGAUGUCUGCCUUAGAUUGCUAGGGUAUAUACCGCCAGAUAGAGAACUUGGUCGUAAGAAGAACACUGGAGUGCUGGAAGGGGCGAGCAUAAAAGCCAAAUGGCUUGAGGAUCGGUUUAGCAACCCUCUCUCGGUUGACGCCCCUGAGGCACUUGUGCAGAAGUAUGCUCGUUUUUACAUAGUGGAGUUGUUAAGUGGUACGCUAUUUAUGGACAAGUCUGGAGAACGGAUCUCAAUUAGGUAUCUGCAAUUUUUCGAUCCAAUCAUCAACGGAAAGAAGUAUAGUUGGGGUAGUGCAGCACUAAGUUGGCUCUAUAGACACCUCUGUAAGGCAUCAGAGAAGACAGCCAAGCAGAUCGGCGGUGCACUGCUAUUGGUGCAGUUGUAGGCGUGGGCGAGGUUUCCCCACAUAUGUCCUAUGAUGAGGCAUCCACACCAGGCACUGCCUCCAGGUCCACUUGCUGUCAGAUGGAAAGGGGCUAAGAUAACAAUUGAACAUUCAGUGCACGUCCUACGUGCCUAUCGUGUGUCGCUUACUUCGUUACGGCCAAAUCAGGUAUCAUGUCUUACAAAUUGUCUGGGAGCCGUACAGAAAUUAUUUGCGUUCUCUACACGCAUAUUGUACGGCAGGCCAACACAUAUGGAGGUCUAUUGUGCCGCUCAUACAUUUUUGGGUGGUUGAAGGCCAUCAUCCUGAACGUGUUCUCCGACAGUUUGGGAUGAAGUAAGGCAUACCAGUCGAUAUUGAUACUUCAAUUGAACUGCACAAGAUCACCCUCCAAGGCAAGCACCAUGAAGAUUGGGCCAAAGUACAUGCCCCGCAUUUUGCUAAAUGGGCUGCGCAUGCCAAAAUUGCCGAUGCACCGGCCUUUCAUGGGGAGAUGAGCUACAAUGACGAGUAUAUGGUGUGGUUUCGUCCCCGCACUGUUCGCCAUAUUACAAAAGAGACUUUG
Messenger RNA from Quercus lobata, 1456 nucleotides. RefSeq names its product serine/threonine-protein phosphatase 7 long form homolog. The transcript is spliced from 4 exons. Gene Ontology annotation, biological process: meristem maintenance; meristem development. The record is from RefSeq and is a predicted model, not a curated record. NCBI's taxonomy places the organism in Eukaryota, Viridiplantae, Streptophyta, Magnoliopsida, Fagales, Fagaceae. Bases 85 to 891 code for a protein of 268 amino acids.